AUGCUCAGAGAUUGCAAUGGAAAUAAAAAUGUACAGAAUGUGAACUAUGCACAUCAGGUUGAAGAAACUGGUACUUUGUUCUAUGCUUGCAAUGCUGCAACAGACGUGAAGGUGAAUCACUCAUGGUACAUUGACAGUGGUUGUGGUAAUCACAUGACAGGAGAUGAGAGACUCUUAGUCAAUAUUCAAAGGAACUUAACCUCUAAAGUAAAGAUGGAAACUAGAGAAAUAGUUCCAGUUGUAGGAAAAGGGACUUUUGUGAUAGAAACCAAGUUGGUUAGGAAGCACAUUCAAGAAGUAAUGCUUGUACCUGGUCUUGAAGAAAAUCUAUUUAGUGUUGGACAAAUGAUGGAGCAUGGGUACUAUCUUAUGUUUGGAGGGAAUGUGGUGAAUAUCUAUGAUAAUUGGUCACUAGACAACCUCAUUGUUAGAGUUCAAAUGACAACUAACAGAUGCUUUCCUCUUACAAUGAUGCCUGCAAGUGAUUUGACUUUAAAAGCAAGUGUUACACAUAGCUUGCAGAUAUGGCAUAAGAGAUUGGGGCACUUAAAUGAAAGAAGCAUCAAAAUGCUUGAGGAUCAAGGAAUGGUUCAUGGCUUGCCACACUUGGAGCAAAUUUCAGUCUUGUGUGAAGGCUGUAUGCUAGGAAAACAACACAGAGAUUCUUUUCCCUCAGAAUCCACUUGGAGAGCUAAGUGUCCACUAGAAUUGGUUCACACAGACAUCUGUGGACCAAUGCAGACUGAAUCUAUCUCGGGAAACAAAAAGUUCAAGGCUAUAAUUGAGCUGCAAAGUGGAUAUAAGAUAAAAGGCUUGAUGAGUGAUAGGGGUGGAGAGUUUUUAUCAAGCGAAUUUAACAAGUAUUCUGAAGAAUUUGGAAUUCAAAGGCAGCUAACUAUGGCAUACUCUCCUCGGCAAAACAGAGUAGUCGAGAGAAAGAACAAAACAGUGGUGGAAAUGGCAAAAUCCAUGCUGCAUGAGAAGGGUAUUCCUUAUGAAUUUUGGGCAGAAGCUGUAAAUACUGUAGUCUAUUUACUAAAUAGAUGUCCCACCAAAUCUCUCAAGAAGUUUGAUGAGAAUGGCUCAUGGAAGUGGGAGAAUGCAAGUGCAGGGGAAAUGACAGCCCCUGUGCCUACUGAGAAUCAAAACUGUGAUCCAAGUAGUACACUGCAAGAUGAAGGAAUAAGUGAAAACCCUCAAGCUAUUGCUCACACACCAAAGAAAUGGAGAAGUGUUAACGAAAUCAUGGCUCAGUGCAAUAUGUGCAUUGUGGAACCUGAAAGUUUUGAAGAAGCUGAUCUUGAUGAGUCAUGGAGAAAUGCAAUGAAAGCUGAGUUGGAAAUGAUUGAGAAAAAUAAUACAUGGAAACUAGUGGACAAACCAUUUGGCAAGCCAAUCAUUGGUGUCAAGUGGGUCUAUAAAACGAAGCUAAAUCUUGAUGGAUCUGUGCAGAAAAACAAGGCCAGACUUGUGGCAAAAGGCUACUCUCAGAAGCCUAGAAUAGACUAUAAUGAGACGUUUGCCCCAAUAGCAAGAUUGGAUACUAUUAGAACCUUGAUAGCACUUGAAGAAGUUUAUGUUGAGCAGCCACAUGGUUUUGUGAAGGAAAAUCAAGAAAUCAGAGUGUAUAAGUUGAACAAGGCUUUGUAUGGACUAAAGCAAGCCCCAAGAGCUUGGUAUGAUGAGAUAGACUCUUACUUCAACAAGGCAGGAUUCAAGAAAAGUCCUAGUGAAGCUACACUCUAUGUCAAAACUAGUGAAGCUUCAGGUAUUCUUAUCGUUUCACUCUAUGUGGAUGAUAUUGUCUAUACUGAAAGCUGCCCAAAGUUACUUGAAGAGUUCAAAAAUGAUAUGAUGCAACAUUGUGAAAUGACUAAUCUGGGAUUACUCUACCAUUUUCUUGGCAUUGGAGUAGUACAAACAGAUAAACACAUCUUUCUUCAUCAUAAGAAAUAUGCCUUGAAGGUUAUUGAAAAGUUUGGAUUGAAGGAUUGCAAGUCUGUGGUAACUCCACUAGUUGCAAAUGAGAGGUUGUGCAAGAAAGAUGGCAGUGAGGCAACAAAUGAGAGUGAAUACAGACAGAUUGUAGGUAGCCUUCUAUAUCUGACAGCUACAAGACUAGACAUAAUGUUUGCCUCUAGCUUGCUUGCUAGAUUCAUGCAUAAUCCUACUAGAAAACACAUGGGAACAGCCAAGAGGGUAUUAAGAUACAUUCAGGGCACACUUGACUUUGGAAUUGAAUUUAUAAAAGGGAAGACAGCUACCUUAAUAGGGUAUUGUUACAGUGACUGGGCAGGAAGUGAAGAUGACAGAAGAAGUACUUCAGGAUAUGCAUUCACAUAA
This is a messenger RNA of Prunus armeniaca (apricot), 2343 nucleotides long. Lineage: Eukaryota; Viridiplantae; Streptophyta; Magnoliopsida; Rosales; Rosaceae. The record is from the annotation of a GenBank genome assembly.